CGGUCUCAAAGUCCUUGAGAACCGUCACAUUGGACUUGUUGAAGCUGAGCCCUUUUAGGGGAUUAUCGGAGCCAAAAAACAUCCAUUUGGCUCUAUUUGCUCUCAGCACCAGGAUGGGCUUUAACCACUCCUGCAACUGCUUUCUGCCCGAGUUCAUGAUAUUUGCGAUGAACUACUUGAUCUUUGCCAUCCUGUCGGAGAUAUGCCAGUGCUGGUGGCGAUUGGAGUCCGGCCUGAAGAUGGUACUCCUGGUUGCGAGACCGAGAUCUGUGACCCACCAGCUACACCAGGUGCAAAGGCUCCACACCAUGUUUCAGUGCCUAAUCGAUUUAACCUCGGAAGUGGGCUCCAUCUUCGAGUUCGUUCUGCUAAGCUACCUGCUUCGUAAUCUUUGGAGUGGCAUUGUGGCAGGAUACAUGGUGGUACGCGUGAUUCUCGGACAUGGACACGCCGACACGGAAUUCAUGUACAUUUUGCUGGCCCUGGUUACGUGUAUUCAACCUCUGAUGCUAUCGCCCCUGAUGAAUUGUUUGACCAACACAACCGAAUUCCUACUCGAAACGACCAUGGAGGUUCUGAGGACUCCACGCAAACAAAGCGCUGAGGUGGAGCGAAGUGUCGAAUGGCUAUCACUGCAGUUUGCUAGACAGCAUACUUACAUCGCUAUUUUUGGCACAUUUCGCAUGAAUCGUUCGCUGGUCUUUCAAAGCACAUCGGUAAUCCUGGUGCACGUGCUGUACAUGGUGCAAUCUGAUUAUAUUUCGAUAACAAAAUAA
This is a messenger RNA of Drosophila gunungcola (fruit fly), 776 nucleotides long. RefSeq names its product putative gustatory receptor 85a (gene Gr85a). Bases 114 to 776 code for a protein of 220 amino acids. The record is from RefSeq and is a predicted model, not a curated record. The transcript has 3 exons. NCBI's taxonomy places the organism in Eukaryota, Metazoa, Arthropoda, Insecta, Diptera, Drosophilidae. Gene Ontology annotation, biological process: sensory perception of taste. Gene Ontology annotation, cellular component: membrane.